AUGGGAGACGUUGUCACCAUUCGCACGCGCAGGGUCGUCACCAACAAACUUCUGUACAGGAAGCAAAUGGUCUGUUUUUUUUUUCGAGUUAUAAAGUGUAUUUAUUUCUUGAAUUUAUUGACGUUGGAGAAACAAAACAUGUUUCAAAAUGCACAAGCGUUCUUAUUGGCGCACCAAAGUUGAACAGUACUAAUUUUUGUUUUGGAACAAUUUUCGUUUUUUUCCGAUGAACAUAUGAUUAUUUUUGUGAAUUUAUGAAUUUGAACAAAAAAAAACAUAUUAAGCUUAUAAGUGUUUCACAUGAGCUAGUUAAAAAAUUACUUCAGUUUUUGUUUGAUUAAGUUGGUUGAUCGCGCUUUGAGAUUUUAAAAUAAAAGUGCUACUCGAAAAUAUCAUAAUUUUCAAGAACUGUUUCCAAUGUUAACGACAUCUCUCCAUUUUCACGAAGCAGUUUAGGUUGUCGAAAUCAUCCACCCAGGACGCCCAAAUGUCCCCAAGGCCGACAUCCGCGAGCGCAUUUCCAAGAUGUACAAAACCACCCCCGACACCGUUAUCCCCUUCGGAUUCGAGUCAAAGAUUGGAGGUGGAAAGACCAAGGGAUUCGCUCUGAUCUACGACACCGUUGACUACGCCAAGAAGUUCGAGCCCCGACACCGAUUGGUCCGCGUGAGUUUUCCAGAAUUUUUUUUUCUGAUUUUUUCGUCAUGCUUAUAUUUCAAAUUGGUUCAUUUUUUUAACUUGAACGUCGAGAUUUUUAAGAAUUUUUUUAUAUUUAAAAAGCUGGUUAGGUGGCCAAUAAAGAGCAAAAAUGCUUUUUAUCUUUUUUUGUUGAUACAGGAAUUCGUUUCGUAAACAAGAAGUAUCUGAUUCAUAAUAAUUAUAGCUGCUGUAAAGAAACAAGGAUUAAUUUUUCAAUAUGUUUGAGAUAUAUUUAUUGAAUUUUUUUAAUGAUAAUAUUAUCGAAGUAUUUGAACAUUGGGAACAAAGUAGUUGAGAAAUUUUUUUAAAUAGUCAUUCCUUUAAUUAUUGCUGUGUUCAAAGUGAUACCGCGAAAUUCAGAAUAGCCACCCGAGAGGGAAGAAAGAUAAUUGCAAGUAUAUACGAGAAUCAGAAAAUAGGUAAAUAGAUAAGAUGUUAAGGUGGUGAACGUAUAUAGUUUGGAGGAAUGCAUCGAGGGCGACCCAUCUUAAAAACUUUGGAGAGCCGCAGAUAAAUUUGAUUUUCACGAAAAAUUACUUUGAAUACGGCAUCAAAUCUUGGAAUAUGUAUUGCUUAAAAAUAAUUUUAUCAUUUUGAUCCUCAAAAAGAUUUUUUUCAGAUGGGACUCGGCAAGAAGGUUGAGAAGCCAGGACGUAAGCAACGUAAGGAACGUAAGAACCGCCAAAAGAAGGUCCGAGGAACGGCUAAGGCUAAGGUGUCGUCCGGAAAGAAAUAAGUCGGCACCCUUUUUGUUGAUUUAUUUUUUUGUUAUCGAACCACUAUAAAUGUGUUAUUAAUAUUUGAUCCAUGUUUUCACAACUGAAACAAGGGGUUCGCUCCACACAGAAUUUUCCUUUAUUAACCUGUUAUUCUCACACUAAGCUAUGUGAAAUUUGAAGAAUGACUAAUCGCGUCGGCAGCAGCUUUGAUGACAUUUCACAAUGUGAGUUUUCUAAAAUAGUUGGUUUUUCCAGUGUUUCUCGCUCAAUUAUUAUAGUUUUCAAACAGGCUAUAAUUAUGAAUAAUUCAAAAUUUUAUUAGAUUUGGAGCGGAUUCGCGAAGAGAAACGAAGCACAGAUGAUGUGAUCACUUCUCUGGAGCAAGACCGUCAAACGCUGAGUAGAAAGAUUGAAGUAGGGCUGGGAAGCUUGGUGUAUGUAUUCGAUUGAUAAUUAACAUUAGGAUCUUAUCCAAAAGAAACAGCUUGUGGAGCAAAGACUACAAAAAGAGGUCGAGCGACGGGAACGACAAGAGCGCGGCUUGAGAGACGCAAGUUUUAUUUUUCAAGGCAUUAAUUCUCAACUUUUUUUCCCUGUGAAAAACUCAUUUUAGAUUGAAUUGAAGUUUUUUCGUUCCAUAUAAUCUUGAAAAUUGAAUGUUUGUGUUUUUUGUCCAUAAUAUUAUUCUAGAGGAAUGAAUGUUUUUCCUAAUGAGAAAUUAUAUUCAACAACAAUUCAAUGAGAGUUCUUUUUAAAAUCAAAGCUAUUUACCACAUUGUCAGAACGGUUUUGUAGCCAAUUUCAGGAGAAAAACGUCGUUUUAGGCAGAAGAAACGUACGCGAAACUGCUCGAAUCGCAACAAACAUUGGUUGAUUUUGUCCGAAAAGAAUAUCAAGACACGAAACGCCGAAAAUAA
This is a messenger RNA of Caenorhabditis auriculariae, 2335 nucleotides long. NCBI's taxonomy places the organism in Eukaryota, Metazoa, Nematoda, Chromadorea, Rhabditida, Rhabditidae. The record is from the annotation of a GenBank genome assembly.